Molecule: messenger RNA, 1568 nt
Organism: Copidosoma floridanum
Lineage: Eukaryota; Metazoa; Arthropoda; Insecta; Hymenoptera; Encyrtidae
Product: 5-methylcytosine rRNA methyltransferase l(2)10685
Biological process (GO): rRNA methylation
Cellular component (GO): mitochondrial large ribosomal subunit
Molecular function (GO): RNA methyltransferase activity
Source: RefSeq, a predicted model, not a curated record
UUGUUUACAAUUUCUGUAAAUAAAAAAAUCUACAUAAUAAUGGCACAAUUGUUCAAAAACGUUAAAUUGCACAAUGUGCUGUUUAUUCCAGUGAGAUACAGAAAUCCACAACAUCAUUGGUCUGAGGUCAAAAAAAAGGUGACGUGCACUCAGAGAGCCCUCGAUCACUUUGAUGAUUUUUAUGAAAAAGUUUAUGGAGAAUCUUGGAAACACAUCAGAUCGGCAAUGUUAGCUAAGAACCACAAAUAUGUCGCUGUUGUUAAUAAUUUCAGCGAUACCGAGAGAACAUGCAGUGAAUUGGAGAAUUUGGGAGCAAUGAGUUUAAAGUCAGUUUAUGAUUCAGUUAAACGUAGCAUUGAUUAUGAAAAAUCACUAGUUCGACCUAAAGGAUAUCAAGAAACAAUUAGACUGAUGAAUGAAAAGCUGGGAAAUAUAGUUGAAGAACAAAAGAAAAAUGUCACAUCUGUUUACACAGAUCCCAGUGAUGAUCAUACUCAAAAUGUCAUAGAGAAGGAAAGUGAAAAUGACAACAGUUCUUUUGAACCGGUAAAGCUUAAGUCUAUAGAGACAGAUCUAAAAGUGGUGACAAGUAAAGAUCGUAUUAUCAGUCCUGCGUGUGCUGAAUCAUCUUCCUUCUUGUACGAGUACGUUCCAGCAACAAAAUUAAAAGGAAUGGAGGAUUUUGUUUUGGAGUCAGAACAUUACAAUUACUACACACAAGGUGCUGAUUUUAGAAUCAAAAUUGAAAAAGAAAAUGAUAUGAAUUUCCCUGAUCAUCUUUUACUAUAUACCUUUGAAGAAGGUAACAAUACUAAGUUUCCAAAACCCAAAACUGGCUCUACAGAUCUCUUAGAUUAUUUUGUUCUUGAUGGUGCUUCAGUACUGCCCAUCUUGUCACUAGAUUUACAGCCUGGAGAUAAGUUUUUAGAUAUGUGUGCUGCACCUGGCGGAAAAACUAUGAUGGCCCUGCAAACGUUACGGCUCCGCCUUGCAGUUGCCAAUGACAUUCAAGAAUCAAGAAUUAAUAGAAUAAAUACUUUUAUCCAUGAAUUUUUAUUGGAAAAAUAUUGUGAUAAAUCAUUUUACAUCACUCAAUCUGACGCUAGACAUAUUGAAGACAAUGGUGUUUACAACAAGAUACUCGUCGAUGUGCCUUGCACGACAGAUAGACAUGUUCUUCAUGAAUUUGACAAUAAUAUAUUUAAGGGAAGUAGAAUCAAAGAAAGGCUGAGGUUGCCUGAGCUACAAUCAGAAAUUUUAGUAAAUGCAUUGAAGCUUGCAAUUCCUGGUGGCACUGUUGUGUAUUCAACGUGCACUUUGAGUCCCAUUCAAAACGACGGUGUUGUUCAAAUGGCUCUUAAAAAGGCUUUUGAAGAACACAAUGUAGUGUAUAAAGUCAUAGAUCAGAUGGAUGCAUUGGUUCCUUUAAAGUAUUUAUACAAUUUCAAUGAUUCGGCACUUAAAUAUGGUCACAUUGUUGUUCCUUCAAAAAGCAGGAAUUGGGGUCCAAUGUACUUUUGCAAAAUGAUCAGAAUACAAUGAAAAAAGUGAGUUCUAAAAUUAAUUUG